Puntigrus tetrazona (Sumatra barb) is the source of this 570-nucleotide messenger RNA. It is a transcript of the gene c21h18orf32, whose product is annotated as UPF0729 protein C18orf32 homolog. Gene Ontology annotation, biological process: positive regulation of canonical NF-kappaB signal transduction. The record is from RefSeq and is a predicted model, not a curated record. The transcript is spliced from 3 exons. Lineage: Eukaryota; Metazoa; Chordata; Actinopteri; Cypriniformes; Cyprinidae. The coding region runs from base 92 to 316 and encodes 74 amino acids.
GCGUCACUCUGACGUCACGCCAGAAACGCAGCGUCGUUCCGCGUCACGCGACACAGUUCAGCUCCCACAGGAAAAAAGUCUGCUGUCAGAGAUGGUGUGUAUUCCCUGCAUCGUUAUUCCUGUGCUGCUGUGGGUUUAUAAGCGCUUCCUGGAGCCCAUCAUCUAUCCUCUCAUCUCUCCCUUCAUCAGCCGCUUCUGGAGGAAAGCAGCUGUGCAGGAGACCCAGAAACACCACGACACCGCUGAAUGUAAUGGAACGGCGAACGGAUCUACAGCCAACGGCCCGAAGACGGUGGCUGAUAAGAAAGCCGACUGACAGAUCUCACGUCCCUGCAAUCGUCUGACUCCCGUUUUAAAAUGUAGAUAUUUUAAAUUGUCAACUAAUAUAUGGACACGCGCUCGGAUCCUGUCUCGUUGCUUACAUCAUAUACAUUAAUAUGUUCAAUAAAAGUGAAUGUAGUAGAUUUUGUUUUUGUCAUUCCGUGAUCAUUUUUAACUUCUUCCACUCAGAGCUGACUUUCUGUGUGUAACUUAUGAUGCUUCAUUUAAAAUAAACGCUGAAUUAUUUUA